Messenger RNA from Moneuplotes crassus, 2676 nucleotides. Lineage: Eukaryota; Ciliophora; Spirotrichea; Euplotida; Euplotidae. The record is from the annotation of a GenBank genome assembly.
GUGAAACACUCAGAUAUGGAACAGUUAUAUUCGCUUCAUAAGAAGCUAGACCCAGCCAUAGAUACUGCCAAGGCUAAGGGUCUGAAUACCCAUCUUGAAGGGAUGAAGAUGCUUGAGUCCCUUCAGUAUGAGAAUGAAGAUCUCAUGAGGUUUCUCCCUGUGCUCUCACAAAGCUGAUUCCAUUCAGGCGCUCAUAGAACCAUCAAGCUUCAUGCUUAUAUCCUUAUUAGAAACUUUUGUAACUCCGAAGGAUUUAUAUGGGAUGAAGUGCUCGGAACUAUUCUUACAGACUUUGAUACAAUGGAUAAGGAAUUACAAAAGAAUGCUUUUAUGACCUUGGCUCAUUUUCCUAAAUUCGCUGCUUGUGAGUUUCUCACUUCGAUGGAGACAAUUCUGCUAAAAUAUUUAGAAAUAAGAGAAGGUAAGAAAGGAGCUCCUCCAAUGAGCGAAGAUGAGAAAAUGCUUGACUACCAAAACAAGCAUCAUUGCUUAGAAUACCUUCCAAAAUUCUUAAUCAAGACAUUUGCAAUGGUAGAAGGAGAUGAAGAAUCAUUUGCAACUAAGGAUAUUAUCAAAGAUUUAUUCAGGAAAAUCCUUGAUUUUAUAUUCCAUUCAGACAAUUUCUUAGCCUCUAAAGCCUUAGAAGCACUAAAGGAUCUUCUUGAGGCUUUUUACCUGCCUGAAUACUGUAAUUUCCCAUUAAUGAAAGAGACCAGAAAGAAGUCAGAUGGCAUAAAAUGUGAUGAUUCUUACUCUUUAAACAAGUGGUUAAGAGAAGAAUUUGAAAAUUCAACUUACUUCAUGCCCCUACAGCCUCUAGUAAAUCAAAUGUUGAACUAUAUCUUUCCAGAUUUCCCUGUUCUUAUGUAUAGAAUUUCAUGAUUGGACAGAACAUCAUCAGCCAAUUUAUAUGAUGUUCCAGUUCUUCUUUUUAAAUAUCUUCUUGAGCUGAGUGAGAAAGAAAGGAAGCAGAUUGAAUUCAAAGAUAUUGAAGAUUCUAUUGACGACUCAUUGCUUAUAUUUGAGCUACUGGAUGAACUCUCAGAAAAAAUUCUUAAUCUGCAUGUAAAAUCUGAAGACCUAAUAUAUCCACUCUUUAGUAAUUUUGUGAAGUUAUUGAGCCUUAGUGAUACCCAUACUUGAAAGCCCUCUAGAAUUCAGCUAGAAUCCUCUAACUUAUUGUACACAGUCUCAAAGCAUCUGGUUGGGAUUUGUAAAGGACAGGUGUUAAGCUUUGAUUGAAAAAUUAAAUCUGUAAAUCCAGACCCUUACAUAAAGUUUAAUAAUCUAAUUUUUGAUGGAAUUCAUUUGAAACUAUGCUAUAUUCUUCCUCUUAUCACUGACCCUGCCGCAAAAUCUGAGAUAGCAAUGGAUCUCCUUCCUCUAUGAAAAUAUCUGACAUCUGUAAUAGACAGAUUCUCUGCUUUAAAGCAAUUAUUCAAAUUUUUGAUAGGCAAGAGUCUUGAGAAAUGACUUCAGAAUUCUGAGAACUUUUCAUUCAAAAAUGAAAGAUGGUUCUUGUACACCACUCAGGUUAUCAAUAUACUGAUCGCCAAAGAAGAAAACUUCAUCUGGGAGGAAGAACUCUUCCUUUGUUGUAUCCAAUCUCUGCUCCAGUUGAAGUCUCAGAUUCCAAAAAUUACUAAAAAGGUGAGCAAAGGAUCAGUGUUUGAUGGAGCUGACCAAAAGUUCCUAAUAGAGGCUUGGCUCAAGCUUAUAUUUGACUUCUCAGAGCAGUGCUUAAGACUUCUUGAGAUCCAAAAUGCUGAAAAUUGUGAUAAAAACAGCCUCUGCAUAGGAUUCCUCAAGUUUCUGGAGGACAUCGCCAAAAUGAUGAAUUCAAUUGGAGACACAGCUAUGACAAGUUAUUUCAAGUACAAAUUUGAUAACUUCAAAGAUGCUGUCAUUAACAGAACGCCAAUCGUUGGACUUGUAGAGCAAAAUACACCCAAAGAGGAGAGAAAGGAAGAUGAUCCAAUUAACGAAGAAAUUAUUCCAGAUAAAGUCAGAGAAGACAUCAAAGAUGAUUAUUCAGUCAAUAGAAUCUUCGAAGAACUCUGGGUAGCUGAGAUCUUAAGUAGUCAUAUCAAACUUCAGUUUGAAGAGGAAGAGCCCGGCACUGAUGAUAGAAUUAAUGCAUACUUCAAUUUCCUGAAUGCUUAUAAAGUAAAACCUCAUCCAAUCACCAAGAAACCAAAGAAGUUGUUAAAAGAGAUUCUUGAUCAGGUAGAAUUGUCUCAGGAGUAUAAAAAGUCAUUAAAAACUUUUAAAGAGUCUCAAACUGGAGAUCAUAAACUGAGUAGAGAACCAUUCCAAACAUUAGUGACAGGGUUAGCAGAUCUUUUACAGAUUUAUAUAAGUUAUGAGGUGAAGAGAGGAUCCAUGAUUACAUUCCAUAUCGAUAUUGUAAACGUGACAAAUAUAUGCAUCACAAACUGCUUGCUUAGUUUCGCUUUGAGUGAUAAUCUUGAAAUGGUGUCUUCAGAUUCGGUGUCUCUUUUCUCAAUGAUAUCUCCAGAACAAAGACUAAAGAAAACAGUAACAGCCAAGAUCAAAAAAUUUGAACAGUGAGCUUGAACUGUUAUCGCUACCUUCCAAGAGUGUGACAUCAACCCAAUCAAGUCAGUACCCUUUAGAGUCAAACUUAAGCCAUGGCAAGAUCAGUUUAAAAUUUAG